Penicillium mononematosum is the source of this 2271-nucleotide messenger RNA. RefSeq names its product CLASP family protein. Gene Ontology annotation, molecular function: microtubule binding. Gene Ontology annotation, cellular component: cytoplasmic microtubule; spindle microtubule; mitotic spindle. The transcript has 3 exons. Lineage: Eukaryota; Fungi; Ascomycota; Eurotiomycetes; Eurotiales; Aspergillaceae. Gene Ontology annotation, biological process: mitotic spindle assembly; astral microtubule depolymerization. Bases 1 to 2271 code for a protein of 756 amino acids. The record is from RefSeq and is a predicted model, not a curated record.
AUGGAGGCGAAGGCAGCAGAACUUCAGGCGGCUUUUAAGAACCCCAACCUGUCUGUUGAUUCAAAGAUCGCCUACCUUUCUAGUGUGAAGUCCGAUAUCAAACAGAAAAAUGUUCCAGAAGGAGCAAUUCGCCCCAUUUUCGAAACAUUGCGCCUCGCCGUCGGCUCCCAACACUACUCUGUUCUCGGGGCGGGGUUCUCCACACUUGGCCACCUCCUGAAGCGCCUUGCAAUCCAAGAACAACAACAAUGGAUUGUCCACCAGGCCCAUAGCUUGUACCCUAUUCUUCUAGAGCGACUGAAUGACCCCAAAGAACGUAUAAGAGCUCAGGCGGCAUCCAUUUUCACCGAACUGUGGCCAUUUGCAGGCAACGAAGUCGAAUAUCAUGUUCUGGAAGUUGCCCUGGUUGGGAAAAAUCAUCGGGCGAAAGAAAUGAGCAUGCUUUGGUUGGCAAAUGUAGGUUUAUGCAUCCUGCAAGGCUUGUUUGUCUUAGCUGCUAAUCUCGACCUGCAGAUGACGAAGAACCACGGUUUGUUAUUCCGCCAAUAUGUUCCUUCCCUGGUUUCGUGCUUAGAGGACGCCGACAGCGCUGUUAGAGACACGGCGAAGUUGGUCGUGAUCGAUCUGUUCCGAAACGGCCCCGCAAGAGCGAAGUCUGACCUGCAGAAGCAAAUGGCGGCACGCAGUGUGAGGAAAUCUAUCGCGAAUGCUAUCCUUUCGGGCAUUGGCUUAGGAUGGAGCCUGCAAAGAGCCGCCCAGCUUCUGGAGCUCAUCGUGAGCGGCCGACAGCCUCCUCCCGCACCUGCAGAGCCACCGAUUGUCAACCGACCACGCACACCGGCUCCGACACCAGCAUCCCAGCAAUCGUUGCCAGACGAAGAUGGCCUGGAACCGUUCGAUAUUGCUUCGGCGAGGGACGUCGAUGACCUUGUGCGCGAUAUGCUGCCCUGGUUCGAAGGGAAAGAAUCCGAGGAGAAUUGGUUAAAGCGUGAAAAGAAUGUAAUUCUGUUCCGCAGACUGACUCGAGGCAACGCGCCACACGACUUCUCGCAGACCUAUAUCAAUGCAGUAAAGACACUCCUUGACGGCAUCUUGAAGGUUCUGAACUCUCUACGAACCACAAUGUCUACCAACGCCUGUCUUUUGGUCCAAGAUAUUGCCCGAACAUGUGGCCCUAGAAUUGAUUCAAUGGUCGAGAUUAUCAUGCAGAACCUGUUGAAGCUUUGCUCCUCGUUGAAAAAGAUCGCCGCUCAACACGGAAAUGCCACUGUCGACGUCGUCAUUCAAAAUGUUUCAUUUAGCAUUCGCAUCCUGCAGCAUGUCUCUUUCGCGGUCCAUGAUAAAAAUGUUGGAGUGCGUCUGUUCGCCACAGGGUGGCUAAAAGCUUUGAUCAUCCGCCAGGCUCAUCAUAAAAGCGCAGUUGAACAUAAUGGAGGUCUUGAUCUCAUCGAGAAGUCGAUCACGAAAGGAUUGGGGGAUGCGAACCCUGGUGUGCGCGAAGCAUCCCGGAGCACCUUCUGGACGUUCUACGGUGUGUGGCCGGAGCGAGCCAAUGUGAUAGCAGACACGCUCGACCCCAAGUCGCGGAACUUGCUGGAAAAGGAUUCAUCAAACCCCAACCCCCCGUCAAAAGGUGCACCUGCAUUGCCUGCAAAGAGCCCCGCCAAGAGUCGCUCCGCUUUACAAGAAGCUAUUGCUGCUCGAAAGAGGGCCCAGAUGCCUUCUCGACCCGAAUCGGCUCAGCCAACCUUUGCUGAGGCGAAGCAACCUGCUCCUUCCUCCAAGUCCACUCGGAGUGUACCCACUGGCGCCCCCCUCUCAUCUCUAUCUUCUGCGCCUAUGAGACCCGGCAUGAAGCCCCGACGGGCGGAAAUUAGUCGUCCUGCAACGGCAGACCCCUAUGCUCUUCGCCCUGAGUCACGAGCCCAGUCUAGUACUACCCAAUCUACCCGACAAGCGACCACUUCCCCCAGGGCUGCGAGAUCCAAACCAUCAACACCUACGUCACAAGCGCCUCUAACGGCACCUCGAACCCGCCCGCGUGAACCGGCACAAGCUGCUACCGCAAAGGGCAGGCCGAAGAAACUUGAUUUGUCCAAGUCCAAGUCUCAUAACGAUCUUAUGGCCGCCGCGAGCCGUGCUCGUAGUGACUCGAACGAAAGCCUGGCCAAUCAGCCAUCUGCGAGGACCCCCCCGUCACGGAAAUUACCUCAGUGCAUCGGAGGACCAACAAUCCCCUCCCUCAACCGAGUUGGAAAGUCCUCCCCUUAA